CGUUCUGACCAUCAUCCCCGUGGUUCGUGGAUAGACUUAUUUCCGUUGCACCAAUGAGAAGUGCAAAACCUUUCCACACAGCCCACAGGGAAGACUCGCGACGGCAUCGUGUCGCAGGUGCGUGAUGUGUUAUCCUAUUUUAACUCUCGCUCUCUCUCGCUGCCUCUGUGAUCCAGACUGACCACAAUGGCUUCGAUAUUGGCGGCAUCUCUUUCACCACCCUAUAUAGCUCAUUCUUUGCAAAAGAUGUGGGCUGAGCUGCAAGACUCUAAUGCAAAAGAUGUGAAACAGGGUUUAAUUAUUGAAUUUCUCAAUGGAAUUGAAAGAUAUGACUAAGCUAAAAAUUGAUAUAGUCAUAUAAAUCACCUUUUCUUCAGGCCGAAUACUCGUAGGGUAAUACUUUGGACUUAUGUGGCAGAAAUAAGAAAAUAAAUUCAGAGAUUAAGUAAGACUGAUGUGGCAUCACCUGGUCAUUAGAUCUAGUGAUGGCAAUCAAAAAUCGUUCCACAUUAGGUAAUAUUAUCUAAAUGCACUGAUCCCAUCAAUCAAAACCCGCCAGAGGGCUUAUAAGUAAUUAUUUUAUUGCUUAUAAGUUUUUCUUUGGGCACUUGCCCUCAUCUUUUGCAUUACAGCCUUGCAGCUCAGCCCUCAUCUUUUGCAAAGAUACAGCUAUAUGAGCUGCUUUCACUCCUGAUACUUGUGGUAGUGAGGCUUUGGGAGAAGGGCAAACGCAAGCAGGUAAAUUCGGCUCCAAAACACAUCCCUUUCGUCGAACAAAGCGAACUUAUAGGCCGAAUUGCCGUCGCGUGGAUUUGGGAACUUGUGGAUGUCCUAUAUCACGUCUAUCUCUAAUGUUAUUCGAACAAAAGCAGCUAUUCAAGUCGCUGCAAAGCGGUAUUAUGGCCAACUCUUUACCUUUCCUCUUUUCGGCGAAUGGGUGGUCUUGACGACGACGAAAGAGCACGUGAAGGAUCAGCUCAAUGCGCCCGAGUCGAUUCUCUCAAUGGAGGCAGCUACGGAGGAGCUGCUGCAAACGCAUCACACUGUCGGCCCACUGUUCUGCUCAGAGACCUACCAUAUCCCAGCCAUCAAGACCGCUUUGAAUCUCAAUUUGGCCAACAAACUGCCAGACAUCUUGGACGAAAUGCUCUUGGCUUUCAAUGAGGAGUUGAAUCUUUCGGAAGGCCGCAAUUCAAAAUACCGCAAGCUCUUGAAUGGGUUUUCCGACGAUAUAAUCACUGGAGGUGCUAUUAUUCGUAUGGUUGUACCUGGCUUACUUCGACCUGCUGUCGGAUGGUUAUUUCAACUAGUGUUUGGGCAUCAUAGGCGUAUGACCCACCUUCUCGCAGCAGAUAUCACCGAGCGUCAGCGGAAUCGAGAGACGGGCAAUGCACAUCUAGUAAGUGUUCCAACUGUUAUGGUUCCCACACAAACUGACAACGACGAGAACCCCAAUGACAUGCUGACUUGGCUUAUGGACCAACCUUGGGAAGGACGGACAGAGCAUGCGCCGGAGUCCCUUGCUAUGCGAAUGCUCAAUGUGAAUUUCGUUGCCUUGCACACCACAUCCAGGGCCUAUAUUCACGCACUUUAUCAUCUUGUCGCCCAACCCGAAUACGUACUCAUCCUCCGUUCCGAACUUGAGACUUACCUCGAUCCAAAAACCCCUUGCGUGGUCCAAAGAGGCGCUGGCUCGAUCGUCAACCUAGAUAGCUUCAUCAAAGAAUCCCUUCGACUGAACGUGCACAGCGCUAUGUGGAUGCCCAGACUUACUUUGACACCGUUCGAAUUCUCUGAUGGAACCAUCGUACAGCCCAACAAUUUCAUCGCCACAGCCAUUACCGCUGUUCACGAAGACGAGACCAUCUACGACCAUGCCACGAAAUUCGAUGGGCUGAGAUUCUCCAAGACGGAGGGCUCAGUCGGCGUCGACCUAGACGUUGGCAUGGAUGCUACCAAUCCGCUGUGGAUGCAGAGACUGACCGGAACUUCGUCCUCGUAUUUAACGUUUGGUGGUGGGCGUCAUAUUUGGUACGUCCUGCAACAUUUGUGGGUGCUGGAAACUUAUGGAGAAUCGAAUAGCCCUGGUCGAUUUUUUUGCUUCCCUACAAAUUAA
This is a messenger RNA of Mycena indigotica, 2116 nucleotides long. RefSeq names its product Cytochrome P450. NCBI's taxonomy places the organism in Eukaryota, Fungi, Basidiomycota, Agaricomycetes, Agaricales, Mycenaceae. The record is from RefSeq and is a predicted model, not a curated record. The coding region runs from base 827 to 2116 and encodes 429 amino acids. The transcript has 6 exons. Gene Ontology annotation, molecular function: iron ion binding; monooxygenase activity; heme binding.